ACUUGCUGCUAAGGGGGUCAGUUAGUGUGGUUAGUUGCCGGAUGGUGGAUAUAUGUUGAGCCGCAUCCCACGUGUAUCCGUGGUCCAUUAUCAAAUAGCGUUCCACUGAUAAAAAUAAAGGAAUGGCUAAUGAAAGAAAAGGGACCUAUAAGGUCGAGUAUCUUCAGAAAAUCGAGAAAGAAGUACAAGCUAAAUGGGAAGCUGCUAAAGUACAUGAGCAAGAUGCUCCUGUCGAAGCAAGGAAGAAACCAGAUGAAAAGUUUUUGGCUACGUUUCCAUUCCCUUACAUGAAUGGAAGACUUCAUCUGGGACAUACAUUUUCCUUAUCAAAAUGCGAGUUUGCAGUUCGUUACAAUCGUCUUUUGGGUAAAAGAGUAUUAUUUCCAUUUGGCUUCCAUUGUACUGGUAUGCCUAUUAAAGCUUGCUCUGACAAAUUAAAGAGAGAAAUGGAAGUAUUUGGAUAUCCACCAAAAUUUCCUCAAGAAGAAGUAGUGGUAGAACAGAAAGCAGAUGAUGUCACUGUUAUAGACAAGAGCAAAGGAAAAAAGAGUAAGGCUACAGCUAAGGCGGGUGUUGCAAAAUAUCAGUGGCAAAUAAUGCAGAGUCUUGGGCUUGAUAAUGAGGAAAUAAAGAAAUUUGCUGAUGCAGAAUAUUGGCUGGAUUAUUUCCCACCACUUGCUGUGCAGGAUUUGAAAUCUAUUGGAUUACAUGUGGAUUGGCGUCGCACUUUUAUAACGACAGAUGCCAAUCCAUUCUUCGAUUCCUUUGUCAGGUGGCAGUUCCUGCAUCUGAAGGCUCGUAAUAAAAUAAAAUAUGGAAAAAGAUACACUGUAUUCUCUCCAAAGGAUGGACAGCCUUGCAUGGAUCAUGAUAGAUCUUCUGGAGAAGGAGUUGGUCCUCAAGAAUACACGCUUAUCAAGAUGAAAUUGCUGGAGCCUUAUCCAAGUUGUCUUAAAGCUGCCAAUGGGAAAUCAAUUUAUUUAGUUGCUGCUACCUUAAGGCCUGAGACUAUGUAUGGCCAAACGAAUUGUUGGGUCCACCCAGAUAUGAAAUACAUUGCUUAUGUUUUGGCUAAUGGCGAGGUCUACGUGUCUACAGAAAGAGCAGCCCGUAACAUGUCUUAUCAAGGUUUUACUAAAGAGGAAGGGAAGAUUGAUGUCAUUGCUACCCUGACUGGACAGGAUAUCUUGGGACUACCUCUGCAAGCUCCUUUGACUAGUCAUAAAGUCAUUUACACUUUGCCUAUGUUAACAAUCAAGGAAGACAAGGGGACCGGUAUCGUCACUUCCGUUCCCAGUGAUUCUCCUGAUGACUACGCAGCUCUGGUAGAUCUGAAGAAGAAGCAACCCUUCAGAGAGAAGUACAAUAUCAAAGACGAGAUGGUAUUACCUUACGAUCCUAUUCCAAUUUUGGAAAUACCAGAGUUCGGUAAUCUGUCAGCAGUGACUGUAUACGAUAGACUAAAAAUACAGUCGCAAAAUGAAAAAGCGAAGCUGCUAGAAGCCAAGGAGAUGGUUUACCUGAAAGGUUUUUACGAUGGUGUCUUACUAGUAGGCGAGUACAAGGGAAAGAAAGUACAGGACGUGAAGAAGCAGCUUCAGAAGAAAUUGGUGGACGCAAAGGAAGCUGUGAUUUAUUAUGAACCAGAAAAAACUGUCAUUUCUAGAUCAAACGACGAGUGCGUCGUCGCUCUCUGCAAUCAAUGGUAUUUGGAUUACGGUGAGGAGAAGUGGAAGAAGCAGGCAGAAGAAGCUUUGGCCAGCUUAGAAACAUUUCAUGAUGAAGUACGAAAAAAUUUUAUGGCUUGUCUGGAUUGGCUUCACGAGUACGCCUGCUCCAGGACAUAUGGACUUGGAACCAAAUUACCUUGGGACGAACAAUGGUUAAUCGAGUCACUAUCCGACUCGACUAUUUAUAUGGCCUAUUAUACGGUGGCUCAUUUAAUUCAAGGUGGAACAUUUAAGGGAGAUAAGCCUAAUGUUUUAGGAAUAAGCGUGAAAGAGAUGACGCCUGAAGUUUGGGACUAUAUUUUCUUUAAGGAUGCGAAGUUACCAAAAACAUCCAUAAAGAAAGAUGCUCUGAAUCAUAUGCGACGCGAGUUCCAGUACUGGUAUCCAGUAGAUCUGCGAGUGUCAGGAAAAGAUUUGGUUCAGAAUCAUCUAACAUUUUUCAUUUAUAAUCACACUGCUAUAUGGCCGGACCAGCCUGAGUUGUGGCCUAAGGGCAUCAGGGCUAAUGGCCACUUAUUGCUCAAUUCAGCUAAAAUGUCGAAAUCCGAAGGAAAUUUCUUAACGCUGUCAGAUGCGGUUCAGAAAUUUUCAGCUGACGGCAUGAGACUGUGUCUCGCUGACUCCGGUGAUUCUGUUGAAGAUGCUAAUUUCGUGGAAACUAUGGCCGAUGCUGGAAUUCUUCGGCUGUUUACUUUCAUUGAAUGGGUGAAAGAAGUUAUGAGCUCCAGAGAUUCGUUUAGGAAAGGGGAUAUAAGCACGUUCAAUGAUCGUGUAUUUGAAAGCGAAAUGAAUCUAAAAAUACGGGAGACAGGUGAGAAUUAUUCAAAAAUGUUGUACAAGGAAGCACUCAGAACUGGAUUCUUUGAGUUGCAAGCUGCAAGGGAUAAAUAUUUACAGCUGAGUGCAUUAAAUGGCGCUAAUUUAAAUUUAAUUCUGCGGUACAUAGAACUACAAACAAUCCUUAUCUCACCUAUUUGUCCUCACACUGCGGAAUACGUUUGGGGUCUUAUAGGAAAGAAAUAUAGUAUAUUGAACGAGCGUUGGCCAAUAGUUGGACCUAUCGACGAGCUCCUAAUAAAAUCAUCUCAUUAUUUUAUGGAAGCCGCACACUCCUUUAGAAUUCUAUUGAAGAAUCACAUUACAGUAAGAAAAGCACCCAAGGGUAAACAGGAAAACCCUCCUGUUGAGAAACCUACACUGGGUACUGUGUGGGUCGCAAAGACAUUCCCACCUUGGCAAAGCAUUGUACUUAAUACAAUGAGAGAUCUUUAUAACAAAAAUGGGAACAAGCUGCCUGAGAACAAAGUAAUUGCUACUGAACUGAGUGGCAAGUCAGAACUGAAGAAAUACAUGAAACGUGUUAUGCCUUUUGUACAGGCAAUGAGAGAAAAACUUGAGUCUUCUGGAAUUACAGCAUUGAAUUUAACACUUGACUUUAGCGAAGUUGAUGUUCUUACUGGUGGUAUAGAUUACCUUCGUAAUACAUUGGAUCUGGAGGAAAUUGAAAUUAAGUUCACGGAUGAAGCUCCUGAGAAAACCAAGGAGGAGUGUUGUCCUGGCGCACCUUACAUCAGUUUCUCCGUAAAACCUGGUGUUUGGUUAUCUGCUGUAAAUCCACAGAAGUGUAAUGGUAUCUUUACAGCAAAAGUUAAAAUUGCUUCUGGAGAUACUGCUUCCAUCGUCGCUGCACGUAUUGCCAAAGAAUGUCGUCAAGUUAAAGAUUCAUCUUCAAUUAUUCUUUAUCGUUAUGAAGAUCCAGUUCUGGGUCCACGUUCCAUACCAACAUCCGAUGACAUACUACGUGGUAAGAUAAAAAUUCUACCGGAUACUGUAUUUGAUGUUAACUUAGAGACUAAAGUGAUAAGUAUAAAUGAAGCUGGAAAAGUAGAGCCGGUAAGCACAGAUAUUGUUUUCCUUGUACAGCAAAAGAGUUGAAGAAAAUCUUUUGGUGUAUCUUAAUGAAAGUAAUAUUAAUUUAAUAAGAAUGAUUAUUUAAUUGAACAAUUCAUGUAAGCAAGAUUUAAUAAAAUGAAGAUGGGUUAAUAAUA
This is a messenger RNA of Cephus cinctus (wheat stem sawfly), 3778 nucleotides long. RefSeq names its product leucine--tRNA ligase, cytoplasmic (gene LeuRS). Gene Ontology annotation, biological process: leucyl-tRNA aminoacylation. The transcript has 14 exons. The coding region runs from base 123 to 3665 and encodes 1180 amino acids. The record is from RefSeq and is a predicted model, not a curated record. NCBI's taxonomy places the organism in Eukaryota, Metazoa, Arthropoda, Insecta, Hymenoptera, Cephidae. Gene Ontology annotation, molecular function: ATP binding; leucine-tRNA ligase activity; aminoacyl-tRNA deacylase activity.